Messenger RNA from Myodes glareolus (Bank vole), 761 nucleotides. The record is from RefSeq and is a predicted model, not a curated record. NCBI's taxonomy places the organism in Eukaryota, Metazoa, Chordata, Mammalia, Rodentia, Cricetidae.
CAAAUCCAUGACCCACAAUCUCACCAGCGUGAUCAGCUUAUCCCUUCCACCAAGUCUGACCCUUCCUUUUUGUCCAUCCUUCCCCGCUCCUUCAGUCCCGUUCCCUGUGGCCUCGUUUCACGCUUAUCCCUCCACAGGUCGUGUCUGGUCACAGGGCUUUCUCCUCUCCCCCAGUUUCUCUCUUCGACCUGGGUUCUGGUACAGUGCUAACUCUGACCCAGACUUUUUGCCUCUCUCUGUCUCACUCAGCCUCUGAGCACAUCGUGGACCUGCCUCUUCCUGACAGAAUGACUGCACUGGCUUCUUGGCAGCUACUGCUUCUCCUCUGCAUCACCACCUUUGGGGAGCCACUGGCAAAGGUGGCACCUCUGGCAAACCCUGGGCCCACAGGCCAGCAGUCCGGAUCCCAGGAACUCAUCAAUGUCUGGGAAAAGGGCCCGCGGUGCGCAGAAGGGAAAUCUGAGGUUGCAGGGCUGCGAGCCCGUAGGACCUCGCCAUGCCCACCGGUUGAGAGCUCCGCGGGGCGCCAGCGACCCGCUUGCGCCGCUCGCAGUCGCCUGAUUCCGACACCCCGCGGAGCAGUGCUGGUGCAGCGCGAGAAGGACCUGUCAGCCUACAACUGGAACUCCUUUGGCCUGCGCUAUGGCAGGAGGCAGGCGGCCGGGGCGGCGCGGGCAGCAGCACGGGGCUGAGUGCAGGGCGGCGUGUGAAUUGUCAACCCAGUCUGCCAGCAUGCAGGGCUGGGGCAGGGGGCUUCUGGA